GUUUAAUUAGCUUCUUGUCUACCGGUCAAACAGAAUCAAGAAUAUUGAAUGGGGUCUAAAAGAUAGAUAGAUAUAUGUAUGUAUGUUUAUGCUACCAGUACGUCAUGUGGUACCUUUAAUCCCAUUGUGACCAUGGACCAUACCUGAAUAGAAUUUCGACCUCCGCACCGAACCACCAAAACGCGUUAUCGGCUGCUGCCUCCGCAUAACCUCACCGAACAACCAGCAUUAUAACAACUCCAGACCCCAUUGCAAUUCACUCUCUUUUCCUCCUUCGCCCGACACUACCCACACAAAACCAAAACCCAUCUCCCCAAACGAAGACUCCAAAGCGCCAGGGAACCCGGGCCUGACCCCGCACCCCUCGUCAGCUCAAACCCUCCCCUCGAACCGAAGUGCAAUACCAACAACCAAAAUGUCCACCUACGAAGUCGAACACAAUACAACAGACCCAGGCACAGCAACGCCCUCAACCCACCGCCGCCGCCCCGACCUCUCCACAUUCUUCGCGGCCCUCUCCGAAAUCAGCCCCGACGAAGCUCGCACAAGAGAACAUGCCGUCCCCGUCCCGCGCGACGUGAGCGCAGCCUUCUACUCCCUCGCCGAAGCCUUCGACCUGAUGCGCCGCGAUGGCGAGCACAGCGUACCCACCGGCGAAGGUGACAGUGACCUCCUGACGCAGAUGAUUCAGAGCUUGCUGAGCUCGGCCGAGACGCCCCCGCGGGAGGUCGAGGGUGUUAGCGAGGAGUUUUGCGAUGUUCUGGACCGCGUGCCUAAGGCGUCAUUAAAGCCGUCGCAGAGUUGUCCGAUUUGCGGAAAUGCGUUUUUGGAGGACCAGUAUCCGCUUGUUGUGCGAUUGCCGUGCCAUCCGACGCAUCUUUUUGAUUUGGAGUGUGUGCGGCCGUGGUUGAGGUUGAGGGGGACGUGUCCGCUGGAUCGGACGGAUUUUGCGAAGCAGGAGAGGGAGAAGGCUGAGGCUAGGAGAAAGAAGCCAGUCGAGGAUGAUGAGGAAGAGUGGGAUGGUAUGUAUGGUUAGAUGGGGCGUGUGGUGGCUUGUCAUGUUAGUAGGCUGCGGAGUUUCGGGGUGAGGAAGGAGGUUGUGUGUGUGUGAUAUUGGGAGAAUAUUAUCAGGAU
Aspergillus pseudonomiae is the source of this 1134-nucleotide messenger RNA. RefSeq lists its product as uncharacterized. The record is from RefSeq and is a predicted model, not a curated record. Bases 416 to 1036 code for a protein of 206 amino acids. The transcript is spliced from 3 exons. Lineage: Eukaryota; Fungi; Ascomycota; Eurotiomycetes; Eurotiales; Aspergillaceae.